Stomoxys calcitrans (stable fly) is the source of this 2139-nucleotide messenger RNA. RefSeq names its product ATP-binding cassette sub-family G member 1. Gene Ontology annotation, cellular component: plasma membrane. Gene Ontology annotation, molecular function: ATP hydrolysis activity; ATP binding; ABC-type transporter activity. The coding region runs from base 149 to 2002 and encodes 617 amino acids. NCBI's taxonomy places the organism in Eukaryota, Metazoa, Arthropoda, Insecta, Diptera, Muscidae. The transcript is spliced from 8 exons. The record is from RefSeq and is a predicted model, not a curated record.
GCUUGCGAACGGAUUUAAAAUAAUAAGACGCGGAAUUAGUAAAAAUAUUUCACUAUCUUCUGGGAACAUAAAUAAAAUUUGGGGAUUAGUACAGAUAUUUCAAUUUCGGUAGAAAUUUGUACUCAACGUGGUCUCGGAAAUUGUGACAAUGACAAAUCGAUCUAAUACCGGUGGGGACCACACGUGGAGACUGGAACAAUUACCCAGGAAUGUGGCAGUAAACAUACAAUUUGAGGAUAUUACCUAUCGAGUGAAAGAUGGAAAUAAAACAAAAAAUAUCUUGAAUGGCAUAAGCGGCAAAUUUCACUCAGGUGAACUGACUGCAAUUAUUGGUCCAUCGGGAUCUGGCAAGACGACGCUUUUAAAUCUUCUAGCUGGCUAUAGAAUUCAUACAACUUCCGGCACCGUAAGCAUAAAUGACAAUAACAGCAGUACGAAAGAACUUCGCAAAGUUUCUAGAUACGUUCUACAAGAUGAUGAUUUUAGUCCCUACUUCACUGUUAUGGAAACCAUGAUGUUUGCUUCACUUUUCAAAUUGGAUUCUAGCUACAGCAAGGAAGAACGUAGAAAUGUUAUCGAGACCAUUUUGGAUACUUUUCACCUGAAAUCACUGGCUAACACUAUGUUAUCGAAAGCUUCGGGUGGCGAAAGAAAGCGUAUUUCAAUCGCUUUGGAGUUAAUUGAUAAACCUGCCGUAUUACUGUUGGAUGAACCCAUAACUGGAUUGGAUGAAGUCUCAGGCAUGCAGUGUCUAAGACUCAUGAAACAAUUUGCCAAUUGUGGCCAUACUAUUAUCUGUUCUCUCCACUGUCCAUCGGCCAGAAUGAUUGAGGUGUUCAACAAAGUCUAUGCUCUAUCCAAUGGUGAAUGUGUGUAUCAAGGAACAGUGGCAAAUAUCGUGCCCUUCUUGAAGGAGUUGAAUUUGCAUUGUCCAUUAACGUAUAAUCCCUUGGAUUUUAUAAUUGAUGUCUCUACAAAAUCGUAUGGAAAUCAUCAAAAGAGCAUGGUCUUAAAAAUCGGUAAUGGCAGUUGUUUCGAAUGGUCCCCGGAUGAGCCGGUCAUACUACCACCUCAACCCUCACAAAGAAUGGAAUUUGAAAUGAUAGAAGAUAGAAAAAAAGACAAAUCGGGAAAAAGUGAACACAUGUUGUCGUGGUGGCAGGAAUACAGGUUGAUAUUUUGGCGUUUUACACAACAUAUGUGGCGUAAUACUAUUAAUUUCAAAUUAAGAAUUGUUGCUCAAAUAUUGGGAUCGGCCUUUAUAGGACUUAGCUUUUUUGAAUGUAGCCGUAAUGCACUGUAUAGCAUAUUUGAUUUUAAUCUCGUUGCUGCUGCUAUACUGUUUGUAGUUUUUAUAUCUUUUGCUCCAAUAUUCGGAAGUGUUCCACGUGAUAUAGAACUUAUGAAAAUGGAAUACUUCAAUCAAUGGUACCGCCUAAGCUCCUACUUUAUGGCUCUGCUGACAUCCCAAUUUACCAUUUUAUUUCCUAUGACAAUUGUUGGCUCUGCAUUAAUUUACUUCAUAUCAGGCCAACCGCUGCAGUUACAUCGAUUCACUAUGUUUACCGUGUCCCUACUUCUGGUGGCAUUUAUGGCUUUAUGUUUUGGACUGAUGCUGGGCACAUCGUUAAGAGGUGUGCAUGCAUUGUAUAUCGGACCUCUGCUUGCCGCCCUAAUGACAGUUUUCGCCCAUCAAACUGUGGCUGGAGACAGUAAGACAAUGCUGCAGAAUAUUGUACUUACCAUUAGUUUUAUGACAUAUUCCUUGGAAGCUUUGCUGGUGCCCAUACUUGGCAUGGAUAGGCCAGAAUUCCCCUGCCCACCAGCUCAAAUAUUUUGCCUGACAUCAAAUCCGGAAUAUGUUUUAAAACUUUACGGCUGGUCAAAUAUCGAUUACACCAGAGCUGUUGUAGCAUUGAACGCAUUUGCUCUACUCUUUGCCACUAUCUCUUUUGUGAUGUUAAGAUAUCGUCUUAACUUUAGAAAAAAAUCCAAAAGUUAACAUGUCAAACUAGAAGCUGCAGUUAACCGUUCCCUUUUUCAAAUCUUAGCAUCAAGUUCGAGAUGUGAUUACUUAGUGAAUUUAAGUAGAAGUAAAUAAUAUUUUUUUAGUUUUUAAGUCAUUUUGUCACAAAUAUA